GGCUUUUAUCACAGCUUGUCUACCUUAGACCGACGCGCUCCAACUUCAUGUAAACUUCGCAAUUUGCCAAUGACGUCGAUUCUCAGAUUAGACACAGUCCUAGACCAUUUACUGUGUGUAUGUGUGUACAUGUGUAUCCCCUCUGUAUGUAAAUGUAUGUCCGUAGAGUAGGGAGCGCUGAACGGUGGUAUAUCUAGCACGAACGCUGCCCAUUCGCUCACACCCAUCCCUUUUCACCCAUCCCUCGAACAUGACCUUCAUCUCAAAUGAUCCCAGUUUGUGGCCGCAAAUCAACUUGAAUAUUAUUCUCAGCUAUUUCGAAGUUGCCGCCUGCGUCAUAGUAGUAUACGAUUGGGUCUUAACACUGAGACAAGAGAUUGAACUCAUCUGGCGACAACGCUGGUCUCUCAUGACUGUGCUGUAUUUGAUUAUACGCUUCAUUGGAAUACCGUUUUCUUUUAUCUAUCUUCUGGAGUAUGUGCCAUCGGUAUCGCUGACAGAUACAGUGAGUACUAUCGCGGACUACGCAGUAAGUGGCACAAUUGUGAUCGUGACUGCCAUGUUGGGCGUCAUCAUGAUUUCUCGGUUGCAUGCCAUGUAUCAGGGAUCUAGAACAAUUCUUAUGUUCCUUGUUAUUAUCUUCCUGGCUGUAAACAUCGCCUGCGGAGUGAUCACGGUAAUAGGACUCAACGAUAUUAGGAGUUCAUACUUUCUGGCACAUAUGUGUGCGGUUAUGUACUAUAUGAAGGGGACGAGCAGCUUCUGUUUUCAAUGGUUUCGAUUCUCAACACUGUUUGGGAGGCCCUCGCACUGUGCUUUUCAGUCUGGAUUGUUGUGAAACACUUCCGUGACCUGCGACGACUCGGCCCAUCAACAGGAUCGACCAUCGGGGACUGUUUCAGAGUGCUGAUACAAUCU
Suillus plorans is the source of this 918-nucleotide messenger RNA. RefSeq lists its product as uncharacterized. The transcript is spliced from 11 exons. Lineage: Eukaryota; Fungi; Basidiomycota; Agaricomycetes; Boletales; Suillaceae. The record is from RefSeq and is a predicted model, not a curated record. Bases 251 to 838 code for a protein of 195 amino acids.